Messenger RNA from Lichtheimia ornata, 1563 nucleotides. RefSeq lists its product as uncharacterized. Gene Ontology annotation, molecular function: oxidoreductase activity, acting on paired donors, with incorporation or reduction of molecular oxygen; iron ion binding; monooxygenase activity. Lineage: Eukaryota; Fungi; Mucoromycota; Mucoromycetes; Mucorales; Lichtheimiaceae. The record is from RefSeq and is a predicted model, not a curated record. The transcript is spliced from 7 exons. Bases 1 to 1563 code for a protein of 520 amino acids. Gene Ontology annotation, biological process: sterol metabolic process.
AUGGCUUCCUCUAGCUUAUUGGAUCCACGAACAUUGGAAUCUACCAAAAAUGCCAUUGCCGCGUUUAUGAAGAAUGCCUUUAAUCGUUCCAACAUUUCCACCACGGCUAUCGUGUGCUCUGCCGUCGUUGGUUUCUUUGCAUAUGAACAAUAUUGGUAUUUGAGCAAGAAAAAGUCGCUUCCCGGCCCCAAGUUCAAGAUUCCCAUCAUCGGCGCAUUUUUGGAUUCUUUGUAUCCUACCUUUGAAGGUUACAUGUCCAAAUGGAAGAGCGGUGAACUUUCGUGCGUGAGUGUAUUUGACAGAUUUGUUGUGAUUGCAUCCACCUGUGAAAUCAGCCGCAAGAUCCUCAACUCGCCUGCUUUUGCUGAACCUACCGUGGUGGAUUCCAUGAAGCAUAUCCUGUGUCCUGACAACUGGGUGUUUUUGGGUGGCAAGGCUCAUGUGGAUUACCGUAGAGGAUUAAAUGUGCUUUUCACUCGAAGAGCUCUUGGUAUCUACAUUCCUAUUCAGGAAAAGGUGUACGAGCGUCACUUUAAUGAAUGGCUUUCAUUGAACGGCAAGGUGGAGCCUUAUCAGUUACGUUUCCGUGAAAUCAAUAUGGAAGCUUCUUUGCGUGUGUUUUUGGGCGACUUUAUGUCCGACGAGGUUGCAAAGACCAUUUCUCAAGAGUACUUCAAUAUUACUGCCGCCCUUGAGCUUGUCAACUUCCCCAUUCCUUUGCCAGGCACCAAGGUGUACAAGGCCAUUCAAUCUCGCAAGUACAUUGUCAACCACUUUAUUGAGAGUAUCAAGGAUGGCCGUCGUCGUUUGAACAACAACGAGGAACCCAAGUCAAUGAUGGAUGCAUGGUUACGUGCCAUGAAGGAGGAUGAGAUUGAGGCGGAGAAGAAUGGCAAACCUGCACCUCGCAAGUUCGAUGACCGCGAAAUCGCCCUCACCAUUCUCACCUUUUUGUUUGCCAGUCAAGAUGCCACUUCCUCUGCUCUCACUUGGGCUUUCCAAUUACUUGCUGAUCACCCCGAUGUCCUUGAUCGUGUGCGUGAAGAACAAAUUCGUCUCCGUGGUAUCGAUAACCUUAACCAAGCCUUGACCCUUGAAUUGAUGGAAGAAUCCACCUACUUGCGUCAAGUCGUCAAGGAAAUCUUGCGUUUGCGUCCACCCGUUUUGAUGGUUCCUUACAAGACCGUACGUGAAUGGCCAAUCACUGAAAAUUACACUGUCCCCAGCGGUGCCAUGAUCAUUCCCACCACUUAUCCUGCUCUCCACGAUCCCGUUGCUUAUCCUAACCCUGAAAGCUUUAAUCCCGAUCGAUGGGGUCCUGAAGGCCACGCUGAAAAAUAUCCCAAGAACUUUAUGGUCUUUGGUAACGGUCCUCAUCAUUGUCUCGGCAAGGAAUACGCUAUUAUGCAUUUGAUGGCUAUCAUUGCUCAAGCAUCUCUUCAACUCGAAUGGACCCAUUAUCGUACCGAAAAGAGCGAUGACAUUUCCAUCUUCGCUACCAUCUACCCGCAGGACGGUUGCAUCAUGAGCUUCAAGAAGCGUGAAAUGCCCACAUCUGCAUAA